AUGGCUUCAAUUUCAAAGCGCUUCUUCUCCUUCCUGUUUGUGAUCAUUUUCUCUUUACUGGGCUUUGUGGGUUUUUCGCAAGGCAGAAAGCUCAGUGGAUUAUCAGAUCAAAAGGGUACUGUUGGUGGCAGUGGUGCUUCAAUGCAAUGCGUGCAGAAACUGAUUCCUUGUCAACCAUUUUUGAAGGCACCCGAGAAGGCCCCUGCAGCAUGCUGCUCGCCACUCAAGCAGAUGGUUUCCGACGAUACCAAGUGCCUCUGCAGCGUCUUCAACAACCCUGGCAUGUUGAGCAACCUUAACAUAACCCAGGAUGAUGCCUUGAAGCUUCCCAAGGCUUGUGGUGCCAAUGCUGACAUUUCAAUAUGCGAAAAGGAUGCAUCAUCAAGCACUUCACCAGCAGCUAAACCGGCUUCCAACAAUAGUUCUUCCUCAAGCAGUUCCAAGAGUGCAGCUUAUGCACCCUCUCACUUUUGCGGAUCGGGUUUUGCUGCCUUCUUCAUGGCUUUAAUCGUUACAUUUACAGCAUUUUAG
Messenger RNA from Prunus armeniaca (apricot), 531 nucleotides. The record is from the annotation of a GenBank genome assembly. Lineage: Eukaryota; Viridiplantae; Streptophyta; Magnoliopsida; Rosales; Rosaceae.